CGUUUACAGAUGGCAUGCGCAAACAGAAACAGGAAGUAGCUGUGCAGAGUUCGAGAAAAAUGUCCUGACGUAGUCCCGAAUAUAUUUUCUCUAAAAAGUGAUUCACUUCAACGAAUUUGUGAUUAGAAAUCGUAUCAAACUUAAAUUAAACGGUUAUUUCAUAAACAUAGCUAGUUACCCAAUGACAUUGCAAUGUCUAGUAGAAAGAGAUCGCGAGACUCGGAGGACAGAGGAGACCGCAAAAGGCACAAGGAAUCAAAACACGAUGUAGAAAAACUCAAGAAACAAGCGAGAAAACUCAACCAAGAAGUGCAAAAGCUGAAGCAUUUGGAGACCUUUUAUGAAAAACCUCCUCCUGGACUCAUAAAGGCGGAGGAGUACAAACCAGAGGACUGUAUUCCUGCUGAUCCAGGAAAUGAGGAUGCUAGGGACUUCCUGGCUCACGCCCCCACCAAGGGGCUGUGGAUGCCUCUGGGGAAGGAGGUGAAAGUGAUGCAGUGUUGGAGAUGCAAGCGCUAUGGACACAGGACAGGGGACAGAGAGUGUCCCUUCUUCAUCAAAGGAAACCAGAAACUGGAGCAGUUCAGAGUGGCACACGAAGACCCAAUGUACGACCUGAUCCGAGAAAACAAACGCAAUGAAAAAGAAACAAGGAUCCAGCAGCUGCAGCAACUCCUGCAGGACACCACCUCCUCCGACUCGGACAGCUCCUCCUCUUCCUCCUCCACCGGCGACCGCAAGAAGAGGAAACACAAGAAGAAGGGCAAAAAGAAGGACAAGAAGAAGAGGAAGAAGAGGAGGAAGCACAAGUCCUCCAAAACCAGUGACUGUUCUGAGACCGAUUGAGCCAUAGGAACCUACCUGGAUUGUUCUAGCAGGGAGAUGGCUGCACUGCAGUGUCUAUCAGUCAGUGAGCAGCUAUGGUGGUUCUUACCCAUUGGCUCAGGGUCGCUUCAAUGGCACACUACAAAGUGCACACUAGAGGACCAUUUUUGGUUCAGUAUUCUUCCCUCCAUCUGAGCCUUUAAAUAAUGCAUGACUUGUCCCAUCCCUCAUAUGGUUGAUGCCUCUAUUCCAUUAGAUCAUACAGAAUAAGAUUCUAUGGAUCCGCAGUGCUGAUUGUGAAUGUAGGGCCCCUCAGGCGAGGAUCUCAGAAAGCCCUUACAGCAUGGGUAAUGACAUGGCUGGCUCAGGGGGGCUUGAGCCAGCCAGAAGAGUUGAAAUCAGUUUGUAGCUGUUAUGAAGGAUGUUGGCUUGAUGAAUCAGAUCCGAAUGAAAACGGGACAAAACAGAGCAUGUUGUUAGAGAUGGUUUUGCUUUGUAUUUAGCUUGAUUGUAGACCUGUUGUUUGACAAAAACAGUGGGGAAAAUUGCAGCACAUAUUUUUUCCAUAUUUGUUUUCUUCCAUAUGACGCGGAUGGAUGUUUGAAGGCUUAUUACUGUACAUACAUAUUUGGAAUAAAUUGAGGUUGGAAUUUACAUAUUUUAUUUAAAUCCAGCUUGAUGAAGGGAGAGAGAAUGUACUGUAUUUCAGUGUGUUCUCCAUGGCCAAGGAUAAAGCCUCUUACUCAUCAAAUUAAUCUUGAAGCCGCAAGUAAAAAAUACUUUCAAUUUGUCAUUAUUCAUAUUGUCUUCCAAUAUUUUUCAACUGCAUGCAUUUUGUUUGGUUCAUUAAUUGAUAGUGACAAGGACAUGACCGGCCAACACGGACAUUGGCCGUGCGCAGCGGGUGGCCGUUCUAUCACUUCUGACCACAGAACAUUGGCUGUCAUUUCCUGUUUAUAUCCCGACGAUUCUACAUGUUGAAUCGCCACCGUCCGUCAACACCCGGCGGGAGUGUAUUCAUCAUGCAAACCGGUUACCUUUUAAGAAUCAAACAGAACCAAACGGGGAGGGACCUAACUGAAUUUGUCCAAUAGAAACUCACGUUUGUUUUUUCCAUAUGAGUAAAUGUUUUGCAACAGAAUCGCCGUAAUGAUGCAACGCACGGCCAACUUUUGUGUCGGUCUUUCUUGUCCUUCAUCGAUUCUUAGAAUGACACAUCUCUAUCCACUAUAAUGUCCCAUUCAAGAAGCAACUCUGGUUAGCACUGUUUCCUUUUGAAAGGCAAAAAAAGAAGACCCUUCUCCUUUGAUCUUGAAAGACCUCAGAAAGCCCAGGGCUGGCUAGGGAGUGUGACUCACUAAUGUGCCGUUUUGUAGUCAGUACAACAACAACAAAAAAACAGACGCACUAACACACCCUGCAGAGCACAUCAAAAGAGUUCUCCACUUUGCCCCUCCCUAAUGAUAGCACACUUCUCUAAAUGAACAUCCUAUCAACUAGAGCAGGACCAGAUAUAUGCGCUGCUUAUUUUAAUGACCCCAAUAAGAGGACUGUUUAAGGAGUCCUUUGGGGGGGAGAUGUAUUUGAAUUUUGAUUAGCGUCCUAGUGGUUUCUGCAUGUAGUUAAGCCUGAAGGGGUCUAUUUGUGCGUCAGAAUGGGUUAGUGUGUGUGUGUGUGUGUGUAUUUCCUAGUAACUGAAAGCUUUAUUUGAUCUCUCUCCCCCAUCCCUCUCUUAUCCUCCUUCCCAUGGCAACUCCCUCCAUUCCUUUCUGUGGCGCUUUGGCCAAAGGCCUCCGAUAAAUCAACAGCAUUGAAACAGUGUGUCCCAGCUGCACCACGUAGCCCUCUCUCUCUCUGAGCAGAAGCAGACAUGAAUCUCCUAGAUUACUUUAACUGAGACACUGCCACUUUGGCAAAGUUAGAGCAGAGAAGCCUCUAUAUUGAACCACUCUAUCUUAUGGGGCAGGAUAAUGGGUUAGGGUCAGUUAGGAAGUAUCAGUACAGUCUUGAGAUCAGGGAAGUUAGUCUAAAGAUUAUUAGGAUACGAUCUGCCUUUUUGUUUAUGCCAUUUUUCUAUGCCACAAACUGCCAUCUCAUCAGGCCCUAACAUUGAAUGAUGGCAUAAUUGACACAGUCGACUUGACAGAUUCCAUUGGCUAUAGUUAUGCUCCGACUUGGCUCAAAGGUCCUGUGGUCAAUGACUGGGAUAGAUUUUAUUUUAUUUCAAAGUCUAAACAAUCUAUGCUGUUUAGAUGGCUCAGACAAAUUAUUGUGGCUAUUAAAAAGAGAAUUCAAAUAUUUGUACAAAUUUUAACUAUCAUAUGAUAGCUCAUAUCAAUCAAAUACAUCAUGCAACACCACUUAAUGCUGAUCAUAUUACAUGGCUUCAUUCAUUUUGACCUAGCCGUGAUCUCGUACUAGAGAGAAAUCCACGGGAUUCAGUCAUACAGACGGGUUCCUUAGGAUGGGUGUUUGGACACUAUUAGCCCAGAUUAUAUUCUAGACAGACAGUAGGCACAUGGCCCUGUAUUAAUCAUGUUGAUAUACUGUGGAGAGGAGAGCUGUUUGAGCCUGGCACAGUGGCAACAGUUCAGAUCACUCACUCUUAGAUGUCUUUCUCUCUUCUGCUGGGUAGCUUAGAUAUUGGAACCAGUAGGUGUAGCUAUAUGACAUGAAUUUAAUUAAGUCUGGUAUUGACUGUACUGUACUCUAGCUUUUGUAUGAUUGUCUAUUACUCCCAUCUAUAUACUGUCUGUUUCCAUCUAUUGUGAAAUGUGACCUAGGGAGAAGCUAUGUCCCAACGGUAUCAGAUUUGAAUGUUCAAUAUUAUUUUUAUUUUAAGGAGGUCUUACCCAAUCAAAGUUAGUUUCCCCCUCUUAUUUCAAAUAAAGGUAUCUUAUGGUAGACUACAAUGUUAUAGGCCUAACCCCCACCCCCAUAUGCUGUCUUUGAUAUAUUAUGUAUUAAUUAAUCGAUAGCUAUGAAAUAUUAAACGCUUAUCCCGAGGUUCAAGCAUGACAUUAUUCAUUUGCUAUCAUAAUAAUUGCCACACAUCAACGGGGAGUGUCCUGUCGUCCCAUUCAAUUGUUCAACUGUUUGUUGUGUUUUAAUUGGUCGACGUCCUUCGCAUCGCUGCUCGAGCCUCGGAGGAGAGAGGAGCCAGCCAACAGAAGGCGAAGAAAGAGGAAGUGAAAACAUCAGCACGAUCUAGCGCGCAGAAGAGGGACAGAAAACACAGAACUGACUGUCUAUCUGUGACACAAACUCCGAACAUCAGCGCAUUGGCACAGGAUAAGUCCCCGCGCUUUGCCAGCAACAUCUGUGGAAGUUGGCUAACCCCUUACACACACACACUCGUGCCUGCUUGGUGGGACCGACUGCAGCAUGUAGAUGGGUGGUGGGAGGUUUGGAUGAGAGCUCUUCAGCAGUGAGACAGUGAGAGGCACCUCCACACCCCCUCCACCGCCAUCAUGCCACCGCCCUCCGAUAUCGUCAAGGUGGCCAUCGAGUGGCCGGGGGCCUUCCCCAAGCUCAUGGAGAUAGACCAG
Molecule: messenger RNA, 4373 nt
Organism: Salmo salar (Atlantic salmon)
Lineage: Eukaryota; Metazoa; Chordata; Actinopteri; Salmoniformes; Salmonidae
Source: RefSeq, a predicted model, not a curated record